ACAAAAUAUAUAUAUGCUUAUUAUUGUGUUGAAAUUUUAAAAACACUCGCCUAUUUGAAAUAUUUUAGAAAAUAUAUGUAUACAAAUGUUUUUGAUUGAUUAAUAUGUAAUUGUAAAAAAAAAUUAUAUCUUAAUUAUUAAAUUUUAUAAUUAAAAAUAUUAUUUUCAGAUAAUAACACAAUAUAUAUAAGAUUUAUCUUUUGAUUUUGACAUUAUUAAUUCAUAAUCUAAUAUAACAUAUAAAUCUAAUAUCAUUAACUAUAAAUUCGUUUUUAAUUAUAUAAUAAAUUAUAUAUAAAAAUUCAUUAAGGAUAUAAACGAUAUUAAUCGCUCUAACUUUUAAUGUGAGAGCUCCGUUGCGAAAACUUACUUCGCAAAUAAUAGUAUAAAUAGAUAUGUACAUAAAGACCAAUUAACCCUAAUAGUUCUUCUUUACUACAAUUUUGCCAUUAUUCAUUUAAUUCCUUAGUAAAUAAAAAAUUAAAAAGGUGAAAAAUAAUUGAAACCCUAGCCGUUGUCGACCGGAAUAAGAAAAACAUUCUGAAAACAAAACCAUUGUUUCUUCGAAGAUGUUAAUUUUUAAAAUUGCCGGCAGUUUAAUCUUCUCCUCCGAGUAGUGUCGACUUCACCAGUGGGAGGGUCUCUUGUUAUCUCUGCUGUCAAACGCUCCGACGACGAGAACCACCAUCUCUUCACCCGUCAAUUACGUAUGUCACUUGGUUUCGAAUUUGUAUUUUGUUUCCUCCGAUUAAUAAAUUUUGAAUUUCUGGAAUAUUGAAAUAUCCAUGGAGUUUGGAUAGCUUUAGAUUUUGUGUUAAGUGUUAUAGAUCAGAAUAUUUGUUACAACGAAUCAUAUGCAGCAUUGCUUAUGUGCUUCCGCUGCUGCAAUUGCGUAAGUUUUGGUUACAGUUUUGUUUACUUAUUUUAUUUUGGUUUAUUUAAUUUAAUUUGUUGUUUAGAAAUAUUUUGGUUUAAUUCAAUUGAAAUAUAUAUGUGCUUUAAGAAAAUCAGAAUUUAAUGGUUAAAUCCGGUUUUCAAUAACCAGUUCGUUAAAUAAAAUUUAAUUAAUUUAUGGCCAAAGAAUUAUUAAAUAUGUCGCCAAAGUAAACAAAAGUCUGUCAAAUUGUAAUUAAAUUGGUCAAAAGAUAAAAUAUUUCAAAUUCAUAUUAAAUUUUUCAAAAUUAAGUAAAUUUGUGGUCAAAGGAUAAAAAAUCAGUUAAAACCCAAAUAAAUCUGUCAAAAAUAGAAAAAAUGGUGGUCAAUGGAAACCAAAUAUAUCAAAACUUAUAUAAAUUUGUCAAACAUAAGUAAAUCUAUGGCUUAAGGAAUUAAAUCUAAUUAAAUAUAUGAAUAUUUAAUAAAUCUGUGACUAAAUAUGAGAGAUAUAUCAAAAUAAAUAUGUAGAAAACUAAAAAUCUAAUUAACUCUAUAGAAGUUAAGAUAAAUCUGUCGUCAAAGAAAAACUCAUAAAAUAAAAUUUAAACUAAUAAUUAAAAUAAAAUUAUGGUCAUUCUAGUAAUAAGCUGAUGAAUUAGAAUUAGGGUCAUUCUAGUAAUAAAAAAUUGAUUUAAAAGGGUUUUAGAGGGGUUUUUAACGUAGCCACCAAAUCGAUUUCAGUAACUAUCUCUGCUGAGGUAACAAUGGUGAUCACGUCAUCAACGGAGAAUGCAACCGAUUCCAAACCUCCGUCAGAGAAUCUCGGAGACUCGUCCCCGGAGCUCGGAGACUCGAACUCUUCGGAGAAGCUCGGAGAUUCCUCAACCGUUUGGAUAGAUCCGGUAGAAUCCGGAUCCACAAAGGGAGAAGAAUCGUAUCAACCAAAGGAAGGAGAGUGCGCGUUCUGCGCGUUCAUGAAAGGAGGCGGUUGCAGAGAACCAUUCACGGCGUGGGAAGUGUGCAUGGAGGAAGCUGAGAAGAACAAGGAAGAUAUCUUCACCAAGUGUGUGGAAGUCAAUAGUAAGUUGUUUAAAUGUAUGGACGCUCACUCCGAUUAUUACAAGCCCAUUUUCGCGAAGCAAGCUGCUGCAGAACAGGUGAAGGAGGAGUUUGAAGCAGAGAAGAACAAGGUCGUCCAAGAAGAGAAGGAGGUCUCUGAAGAGGAAGUGGCUGCGAGGAAGCAAGCUCAGGGAUAAAAAAUUGUAAUGGCCCUUUUGUUAAAGUUUGUUUAAAGUUUAAGACCAUUGAUGGAUGGUGAUACUGAUAAUUUGAUUUUACUUUGUUAAUGCCCAUGAACAUUCAUUCCAGUUGACAACUCUGGUUCUUUUGUGGUUUACUAUCAUUUGAAUGUGAUUUGGUGCCUGAUGAACCAGUCAAGGUCUGAUCUCUUUUUUGUUUAAGCUUACUUGUUUGUUGUUUCACUUUGUCUUCAUCCGUAGCUGUUAUCAGCCUCCAUAGAAUAUGAUUAUUUGGUUACCUUGAUUAGUCAUGUUAACUCAUCUAUUAUUAGUUCAGCUUUGGACAAUGAUGUUUAUGAGUUAGUUGUUAGCCGCCUAGAAUAACUGACUUAUUCUUUUGUUAGCUUUGAUCUGAAGAUUCUUUGAUUUGAAUUAGAGAAUUCAAAGGCCAGCAUUGUCUCUGGUUUACCUUUAUAACUAUUUUUCGUCAAAAAUUAAACUAGGAUCAAAGUCGGUUCAAAUCAGAUUAGAGCAAAAAAGUGAGAAUAAAGAAUCUCAUUCUCAAAAAAAAAUCUAGUUUGAAAACGCAUCUCAUUCUCUAUAUCUUUUCUAUUUUCAUGCAAACAAGUGUCAGAAUUGUUUUCAAAAAUAAGGCGCAAAGGGGAUUUGACCAAAAAAAAUAGGCACAGAGGGGAAUUGACAAAAAAAAAAAAAAAAA
This is a messenger RNA of Brassica rapa (field mustard), 2832 nucleotides long. RefSeq lists its product as uncharacterized. The record is from RefSeq and is a predicted model, not a curated record. NCBI's taxonomy places the organism in Eukaryota, Viridiplantae, Streptophyta, Magnoliopsida, Brassicales, Brassicaceae.